CAAGCAAUUUCCCAUGAGCCACCUUUGUUUUCAGUUUGUCGAGUUGGUUUUAUAGAGUUCUUUUUACUAUGAGGUAACGAUGAUACGGAAACUGAGACUAUUGAUUGUUAUAUUGGCAUGCAUAUGUGUCAUAUUGACUAUUAUUAACUAUGCCCCCCACCCACACAUUUUAUCCCUUAAUGAAAAAUUGCACUCUUUCGGAAGAAGCCGACAUCCUCUGUUUGUUAUUGAGCCCAAUAAUGUCGAGUUUCACUUUACUAACCCCAAGGGGAUAUCCGGUAAUUCCAAUCAAGUAGUUGAGCGGAAUAAGAGACGGUAUCAGCAGUUGUUUUCACAGGAGAUCACCGAGCCAUUAGAUUGCGAGUUACACAGACCAGGCACACAAUACAAGAAAGCAAAUGCCACGAUUAUAGCCCUCGUGCGAAACAACGAGGGCGUCAAGUUGGGGCGAACCAUAAAGUCAUUGCAGCAAAAGUUCAACAAUAGAUUUAAUUAUCCAUAUACGUUUAUAAAUGAUCAGCCAUUCACCGACGGUUUCAAGGCGAAGAUCAUGAGAUAUGUCGGAGAUAACACCCCUGUGGAGUUUGUAACUAUUCCGGAGAAGCUCUGGGAUAAACCAGACUCUAUAGACGUCAAUAGAGAGACUAUAGCAAUGAGCGCGUUGGCCAAGGAGAAUGUGGCAUAUGCUCAUAAAGCAUCGUAUCAUAAUAUGUGUCGAUUCUACCUGGGGAACUUCUACAAUGUGCCGGAAUUGCAAAAGUACAAGUACUAUUGGCGGAUUGAACCCAAUGUAGAUUUUUACACCGAUCUUAACUACGACGUGUUCAAGUAUAUGGAAGAUACCAAGAAGGUGUAUGGGUUCACUAUUGGUCUUGCUGAUAUUCACCAGUCUAUAAAGACAUUAUGGCCAGAGACACUAGCUUAUUUGAAUACCGAUGACAACUACAAGUAUAUCAACCCCAAUGGGUCAUUCCAGUGGCUAGUUGAUCCAUUGCAAAACCCCAUAAAACAUCAAGUUACAGGUGGUUACUCCACCUGUCACUUUUGGUCAAACUUUGAGAUUGGCGACAUGGACUUUUUCCGGGGCGAAGCGUACAAUAACUGGUUCAAGUAUUUGGACUCCACGGGUAAAUUCUACUACGAGCGAUGGGGAGACGCGCCGGUGCAUUCCAUUGGUGUGAGUUUGUUUGCACCCAGCGAUAAAGUGCAUUGGUUUAGAGACAUUGGGUAUUUUCAUGAUCCGUAUUUCAAUUGUCCGAAUAACAAGUUUACCAGCGGGUGUAAAAUAGGCAAGUUCAGUCUUUGGGAACAUUUAUGGGAUCAGAAUUGUGUGAGUGCUUGGGCGGAUUAUCAUAUGAAGGAGGGGGUGUACUAGGCAAACAAGAGUCUUUAGAUGUUUUUAUUUUCUUUCAAAAACAUCUACCAGGCUUCACCCGGUGUACUUUUACUCUUUUAUCUUUUUGGGUAGCCCCUUCGGCUAUGGACUUGAUAGAAUAUAUAUUUUAUAAAACUUUAUUUUCAAUCACGCGUUUGGCUACGCCGAUGGCUCGUUAUUUUCUAUAUACUUCCUCUAACUAAAUAUAAAGUAUCGCCAUUUCUAAAACUCAGCUUGGCACUGGUAGCAACAACUUUCGGCUCGUCAUUCUCCAACUUGAAAAUAUUCAAUUUAUCUUCUGCAGCAGUCACCACAUUAUUUUUAUUAGUAAUGUGCAACGCAUCAGCAAUGGAAUCUAGUGAUCUACCCACCACCCAGUUCUUAUUUAUAAACACCGCCUUUCUGUUUUGUUGAAUGUCGAGUUUUUCCUCAGGAUUACUAAUGUACAAUACCCACACGUAGAUUCUGUCGGCAGCACUGAUUUUCGCAUCUCCCUUGGCGACCUUCUUGAGGGUGGCUAUUUCCGCAUAGUUACUCUUCGAAGCACUACUACUCUUGAAUAUCUUAAACACGCCUCCAGCUUUAGUGGUGUUCUGUAUGGUCAAGAAUUUUUGAAACUUUUUGAAUGCACUGGAAUUGCCCUUGGCAGCAUCACCUACUCUAAACAGCUUUUCCAAGAUUGUUGUUGGUCUAGGUGAUUGGCUGUGCAAUCUCUCGUUGAUUCUCUUUUUGUCGGCUUCACGAUCAGGGAAUAAGGUCUUGGAAGACACACCCAGUGGCGGACUCACUGAUCUGGUUGGUGAGCGAUCAAACAUGUCUCUGUUGACACAAUCAUGCUGAUCAAUCUUGCGGUGGUUGGAACAGAAUGUCUGUUUGCAGAACUCACAGACAAAGGGGAGAAAGUCUAGUUGGUUACAAUAACUGCAAUUCUUACCUAUGUCUAUUAUUCCCUGAUCUUUGGUUGGAUGUUGUGUUUUAUCGAUAAAUAAGUUUGUUGUUGACAUGAUGUAGCUGGUA
Molecule: messenger RNA, 2392 nt
Organism: Spathaspora passalidarum NRRL Y-27907
Lineage: Eukaryota; Fungi; Ascomycota; Pichiomycetes; Serinales; Debaryomycetaceae
Gene: KTR4
Product: putative mannosyltransferase
Exons: 1
Biological process (GO): protein N-linked glycosylation; protein O-linked glycosylation; cell wall mannoprotein biosynthetic process
Cellular component (GO): Golgi apparatus; membrane
Molecular function (GO): alpha-1,2-mannosyltransferase activity
Source: RefSeq, a predicted model, not a curated record